Lathyrus sativus (Indian pea) is the source of this 1044-nucleotide messenger RNA. The record is from the annotation of a GenBank genome assembly. NCBI's taxonomy places the organism in Eukaryota, Viridiplantae, Streptophyta, Magnoliopsida, Fabales, Fabaceae.
AUGGGAAUGAAUGAAAAAAGAAGGAGAAGGACCAAAAUAAGAAGGAUAGCAAUGAAUGGAAAAAGAAAAAAGAAUUCCAUAACGAAUGACAAAUUAUUGACUCCGAGUUUUGGUUUUUUGUCAAAAUCAAAAAUAGAUGCAUAUAAGAAGAAUCCGUGGAUCUUACCCCUAAAUUUCUUGUUUAUGACGUUUUAUAGUCAGAAGAACAUUACUGAUGAACUGGAAUUACGGUUAGAAAAGAAAGAAUACGCGAUUCACAGCAAUCUAAAAUCAUAUCUCGAAAGGUAUUAUAAGUCCAAGCAUCGUUAUAAUGCAAAUAGCCCUAAAUACAGGAAGGAUAUGGCUGCAGAACAUAAUUUCUUAAUAAAUAGAUAUGUGGGUUAUUAUUUAUGCUGUGCGGAUCUUACGUACUACGACAAAAACUACGCGAAGAUUGUCAGCGUAAUAACUCUCCUGAAGAAAACGAAACAAGCAAAACAAAUUUUGUUGUCUACUAUAAGGAGGGGAGAACUAGAUCUGGAAACUUUUGUGCGUAUGGUGAGUGAUGAUCCUUGUUUUUUUUACAGCAGGGAUAUUGAGGAAGUGCAGGAAAACCUAGUUUUUUGUUUAGAACCCAUUCGUUGUUCUUACAAAAAAAACUACGAACAAUCAUUUCUAUAUCAAACCAUAAGCGUAUCAUUGAAGCAUAAACGCCAAAUUAUAAAUAAAGAUAAAAAUCAUUAUGAUUUACUUGUUCCUGAAAAUAUUUUCUCCCCUAGACGCCGUAGAGAAUUGCAAAUUCUAACUUGUUUGAACCAUAGGAAGAAUCGGAAGACGAUGGAUAGAAACACAAUAACUGAUAAAGAAAAAAUGAAUUCUUCUGAAGUUUUGACUAAAAAGAAAGAUCUUGAUAGCGAUACAAAAAAACUAAGGAAUUUAAAAUUCUUUCUUUGGCCAAAUUAUCGAUUCGAAGAUUUAGCUUGUAUGAACCGCUAUUGGUUUGAUACACAUAAUGGAAGUCGUUUCAGUAUAUUGAGAAUACGUAUGUAUCCUCGCCUCGAUUGA